AUGGCGCCCGUUGACAUGGAAUAUUAUGAUCUGUUAGGCGUCAAGGCUGACGUCGGUGACGCCGAACUAAAGAAGGCGUAUCGCAAGAUGGCCAUACGGUACCAUCCGGAUAAGAACCCGUCUCCAGAUGCCGAAGAGAUGUUCAAAGAAAUUUCAAAAGCGUAUCAGAUUCUUUCCGAUCCCAAUUUACGAGCCUCUUAUGACAAGAAUGGAAAGAAAAUGGCCGACCAGAUAAAUCCUACCGAUGACACUCAGGGAUUCUUUGCCAGUGUCUUUGGUGGAGACGCUUUCGAGGAUUUGAUAGGGAAAAUAUCUCUCCUUUCUAACAUGAGUGCGAAAGCAGAGGUGCUCAUGACGGACGAGGAGCGUGAGGCAUUUGAGGCUGAAAGAAACGCUGCUUCUGGAUCGCCGAAACCUCCAGAACCUAGCCCACCGACGAACGAGACCCGUCCAAGUAAUCUGCUGGAUCCUGCAUCGACUGCUGCUGGUGCUGCAAGAAUGAGCUUAGCACCUGAACUAGUUCCUAAACCUGGGACGCCAUCGUCUGAUGCUUCUAGAUCUCCAGAGAAACCUUCGACUGAAGGGAGAGUGAAGGAUAAGAAAGAGCGAGCGAAGGCGAGGGCCGAGCAGAGGGAGAAGCUGACGAAACUGGAAGAAGAGAAUCAAAAGGCUUUGGAAGAGCGUGUUACAAUAUUGUCGCAGAAGCUCCUGGAUCGUCUGCGACCUUUCUUAGAGCUACAGAACCCGGAUGAUGUGAACGACCCAGGGAGGCGUGCCUUUGAAGAGAAAAUCCGAAAAGAGGCUGAUGACUUGAAAUACGAGAGCUUUGGCGUCGAGGUGAUUCCAUGCACAGGCAACGUUUACCUCAUGAAAGCUACCUCUUAUUUCAAGUCAAAGAAGUUCCUUGGGAUACCUGGUUUCUUCUCUAAAUUGAAGGACGUAGGUUCUACUGUAAAGGAUUUCUGGGGGUUGGCCUCAGGUGCACAUUCCGUGAUGAAGGUGAGUCAAUCACCAGGGGAUAUGACCAAGAUUCAAAAUGGUCAGCUACCCGAAGAAGACCUACGCGCCCUCGAGGCUGAUUUGACCGGAAAGAUCCUUCUCAUCUCAUGGCAAGGUACUCGAUUCGAAGUCUCCCAAGUACUGAGACAGGUGAUCGACCGAACUCUGAAGCACAAUAAUGGAGUGUCGGAGGAAGAACUCCUUCGACGUGCAAAGGGCAUUUUUCUUCUUGGGGCGAUUUACAAGUCAAUUGAACCCGACGAACCGGCUGAAGAAAGGCGGGAACUGGAGCGGUACGCGUUCUACCAUUGGAUGGAUCUGAUCCGCGUCAACUAA
Molecule: messenger RNA, 1335 nt
Organism: Cantharellus anzutake
Lineage: Eukaryota; Fungi; Basidiomycota; Agaricomycetes; Cantharellales; Hydnaceae
Product: X-domain of DnaJ-containing-domain-containing protein
Exons: 10
Coding region: 1-1335 (444 amino acids)
Biological process (GO): protein import into peroxisome matrix
Cellular component (GO): cytosol
Source: RefSeq, a predicted model, not a curated record